GAGAGAGAGAUAUGGGGGAGGAGACAGCGAGUAGUUUCAGACUAGGGAGAGUGGAGGAAGGAAAAAAGUCGGUGUGAAAGAGAGAAUGGGAAACUGACUGAUAUAAUGCGAAUGGCGAGCCUCGGGAGAGCAGAUGACAAACUAACACAAGGAUAAAAUGUUGCGAAAAUCAUCAUCAGGGAUCAAGAGCGCGAGUUUGUAACAGUGAGACGCGGAGCGCUGCUUUCCUGCGGUGUUGGGAUUGUAUCGAUCGCUCCCGGGACAGACGGCAAAGCGCUGUUUCGGAACUCCGCUGCACCCCUUCCCGUCCCGCCCCGCCGCGCCAGUGGAAGUACGUUACCGAGCCGCUUUCCCAAACUCAGCGCUGACGGUCGGGGGUUUGGAGGGAUCGCGAAAAGAGGCCAGAAGUCGUUCUGCGCGAGCAACAAGAGCGCUGAUCAUUGGACAAAAGUUUGGCCUUUUGGAGACGGGGGUGCGGGAGAGGCCGAGUCUCGCCACUGCUGAACUGACAACUUACCCCAGCUCGCUGUGUGUUAGGGGCAGAUAACUUUCACCAUGAAAACCCCGGGGGACGCGGGGCUUACGUUCCCAGACUGGGCCUAUAAGCCCGAGUCCAGUCCUGGCUCCAGACAGAUCCAGCUGUGGCACUUUAUCCUAGAGCUGCUGAGGAAGGAGGAGUAUCAUGAUGUGAUUGCCUGGCAAGGAGAUUACGGGGAGUUUGUGAUCAAAGACCCUGAUGAGGUGGCCAGGCUGUGGGGCGCCCGCAAGUGCAAACCUCAGAUGAACUACGACAAACUCAGCAGAGCUCUCAGGUAUUAUUACAACAAGAGGAUUCUACAUAAAACUAAAGGAAAACGCUUCACCUACAAGUUCAAUUUCAACAAGCUGGUCAUGGUCAACUACCCUUUCAUUGACAUGGGGUCUGCAGGAGCGGCUGUUCCUCAAAGUGCUCCACCAGUGCCUACAGGUCCCCAUUUCCGUUUCCCUUCAUCCACUCCAUCAGACAUGCAGGUGCCUGAGGUGCUGCGGUCCCCCAGCAGCGAGGAACUGCGCAGUCCGGGGAUGUUCAGCGGCCGCCGUAUCGCCCGUGGGUCUGUCUCUGACUGCAGCGAUGGAACUUCUGUCAACUCUGAGAUCGAAGAUGGGAACGGAGGUGCGGCCGAGGAGAGAGUGAUGGAAAGAGUGGCUGAGAGAGGAGGAGGUGGAGGUGGUUUCCGAGGUGCCAUUCACCCUCGUCUGUCUCACGAAGCGAUGUUCAGGAUGUACGGUGGACCGGGAGGUCACAGAGGUCAUCGAGUGUCAGAGGUUGGCGGACACAGGGUUCAUCCCGAGCCUCUCUCGCCGUUCACCAUCUCGCCUCUGCCUGGUCCGGGAGGCCCAGGCCUGCUGGCGCCGCCUCUCUCGCCGGCGCUCUCCAUGACCCCAGGCUCUCACCUGGCCUACACACCCUCCCCUACUCUGUCGCCCAUGCUUGGCUCCAUCUUCUCCUUCAACCCAGAGGACAUGCAGUACUACCUGAAGGCUCACACCCAGAGUGUCUACAAUUACCACCUGAGCCCUCGUGCCUUUUUUCAUUACCCACACAUCAUCGUUCCUCAGCCCCAGCGCCCCGACAAAGGCAUGCCCAGACCCCAGGGCUGUGAUCGCGGCCCUGCCGAGAGGCCCUCGGUGCUCAACAGCCAUCACUCCAGCCUCCCGCCGCCUCACGCUCACCCGAUUCACCAUCACCUGGGGGAGGAGCAGCACCAUUCUCCAUUCAAGUUCAAGCUCCAGCCUCCCCCGCUGGGCCGAAAACAGCGCGACAGUCAGGGUCGACAGGGCUCGCUGUCCUCCUCAUCUACAUCCGGUCUGGGCUCCUCAUUGUCAUUUGGGAGUGAUCUCAGUUCAGCCAGCGGAUCAGGACUGGUGUCCAACUCCUCCUCAACUGGGUCGCUAAACAGCGCUGGGUUGCCCAAGAUUAAGGUCGAGCCCAUAUCUGACAUUGAAUCAGAAGAGGAAGUCGAAGUGACUGACAUCAGUGAUGAAGACGCUGAUGACAGAGAUGAAGAGUUUGACGUUUUCCCCUCUCACUACCAUAAACACCGUCAUCAUCAUCAUCACCAUAAUCAUUAUCCUCAUAGCCAAAAGCACCAACAGCCCAACGGCACAGAUGCCGCUCUCCACCCAGAUGAGGACUUGGAGGAGGAGGUGUUCAAAGCCCCCGCCCCUCCACCCUUCUUCCUCCCUCCCACCUCUUCCUCAGGCGAUAGCCGGCGCGGUACCACCAUUGUGAAGAGCGAACCCGUGGAGCCAGCGGACAUGCAGCUGGCCUCCAGCGGCCUGCCACAAACCAACUCCCAGUGUAUCCCACUGAAGCUCCGGUUCAAACGGCGAUGGGACCAGGACCAGCACAUGGAAGAGGCGGAGGACAAGAAAGUGAGAGGAGAAGAGAGGGGGAGAGAGAGGAACGGGAUGGCGGAGGAGAGUGGCAGCGGAAGCGGGAGCGGAGAGGCAGAGAGCCCACCUCCUCUCGCUCAUCACAGAGUUAGCGCCGAGCUCCACCGAGCCACGGCACAGCUGUCACUGGAGAACAAGGAGUGCUGAUACGCAUCGACACACCUAGACGACUGCUGAUACACAACUCUACAACUGCUGAUGGACCCACACUCACACGUGACUCUUUUAAGAUCAAUGACUGCUGAUACUGACAACAGUAAUACUGACAUAUACACUGCAUACUUAGACUAACUGACCCUUGCUUAAUCGAAUCCCGUUCCCCAGGCUACCCUUGUUCCCCCGCCAGCACACGUUCCAGUACAGCUCAUCGUGACCGUUAUGAGGAAUGAGUUCACCCACGUGCCCCAGCGACCCUCAGGAGUCAUGAACUUUGACCUUUGGCACUAGAGUAUAUUUUAUAUUUUUAGAAGAGAAUUUUAUUUUGCAAAGUGCCUGUGAGCUGUCCCUCAAAACCCCUCAAAGAGAGCUAGAGACGGGCCUCAGAAAGACUGGUCUGGUUCGAGGGACUUGAUCUUUUUCUCCAGCAGCCCAGCAUUAUUUUCCUCAGCGACAGACUGUGAUCAGUCUCGAUGUGAUGUGGUGGGAUACAAAUGCACAGAAAGUCACAAACAGACACUGUUCUAAAACCAGCCUGUUCAGAAGUCCGAACCCUCAGGGACAAAAUCCCUCAACACACACAAACAAACAAACAAACACACACUCAGCCAUGAUCCCGUUCUUAUUCCCUGUAUGAAACGUGUGUCUGAUUCGAGUUUGAUUGUGUGUGUGUGUGUGUGUGUGUGUGUUUCGGAAAUCUAGCUGUGUAAGUUCUCAGGAUAUCUUCCUCCUUUCCUUUUCUAUCCAAACCAGCUCACCUUAAAACUUUCGCUCUGUUUUUUUUUUUAUCCCCUCUGGGACCAUACCUGAAUCACAAACUGAAAUUACAGUUUGAAGGUAAUACACAUUAGGGAGCUUAUAACAAGCUUCCCUUGUAUAGUCAGUCCUUUAGCGUGAACUAAACCAGCAUCCCACACAAACACACACACAAGCUUGUACAGUAAUACUAGACCAACUGGGACUCAAU
Messenger RNA from Sinocyclocheilus rhinocerous, 3559 nucleotides. RefSeq names its product ETS domain-containing transcription factor ERF-like. Gene Ontology annotation, biological process: regulation of transcription by RNA polymerase II; cell differentiation. NCBI's taxonomy places the organism in Eukaryota, Metazoa, Chordata, Actinopteri, Cypriniformes, Cyprinidae. The record is from RefSeq and is a predicted model, not a curated record. The transcript has 5 exons. Gene Ontology annotation, cellular component: nucleus. Gene Ontology annotation, molecular function: sequence-specific DNA binding; DNA-binding transcription factor activity, RNA polymerase II-specific. The coding region runs from base 556 to 2583 and encodes 675 amino acids.